Messenger RNA from Megalobrama amblycephala (Wuchang bream), 784 nucleotides. Its product is annotated as histone H2A-like. The transcript has a single exon. The record is from RefSeq and is a predicted model, not a curated record. The coding region runs from base 38 to 424 and encodes 128 amino acids. Lineage: Eukaryota; Metazoa; Chordata; Actinopteri; Cypriniformes; Xenocyprididae. Gene Ontology annotation, molecular function: protein heterodimerization activity; structural constituent of chromatin; DNA binding. Gene Ontology annotation, cellular component: nucleosome.
UGUCGUUUGAAGAAACAAUUGUUAGCUGUAAGUAAAAAUGAGUGGCAGAGGCAAAACCGGAGGCAAAGCAAGAGCCAAGGCUAAGACUCGCUCAUCCAGGGCAGGACUGCAGUUCCCCGUCGGCCGUGUUCACAGGCUUCUCCGCAAAGGCAACUACGCCGAGCGCGUUGGUGCUGGUGCUCCUGUUUAUCUGGCGGCUGUGCUCGAGUAUCUUACCGCUGAGAUCCUGGAGUUGGCUGGAAAUGCCGCUCGGGACAACAAGAAGACCCGCAUCAUCCCCCGUCAUCUGCAGCUGGCGGUGCGCAACGACGAAGAGUUGAACAAACUUCUGGGCGGAGUGACCAUCGCUCAGGGCGGUGUGCUGCCCAACAUCCAGGCUGUGCUGCUGCCCAAGAAGACCGAGAAAUCUGCCAAGUCCAAAUAAGCGGACUUAGUCGGUCUUACUGAAACCCAAAGGCUCUUUUAAGAGCCACCCAUUUUAUCGGACAUAGAGCGCCUUUCUUUAACAGUUUAAUAACACCAUAUAUAAACGUAUAUAUAAAGUAUAAAAAAAUAAAAUUGCAUUACAUAUAUAACAUAACAGGAAAAGAUCUAUCAAAACCAUUAAUUGUACGAUUGCUCUGUAUGGGUAUUUACAAAUACAACAGUAGCAGAAACGCAGAAAAGUGUUUUGAGCACAUGAAAGUCCCAUAACUUGUUUGAUUGAGAUCGGUUUUUGGGUUAAUGUGUUUUGUUGUAGUGCUUUUAUUACAGAUGGUGUUAUUUUGUUCAAAUCCGAGAUAUG